UUCACUCGUGGUGCGAGGUGGCGGUCGGGGGUUGCUCCAGUUUUCCACGACAUAUGUUCAAACACCAGAGAUGAGCUGGUUUGACACUGCUGGCUUUGCCAGUUUGGCAAAGUCAGCACUCAAAGAGGCCCAGAAAACUUUUGAUAAGGCCCUGGACUUGGAAUCUGUGGAUGAAAAGGGACCUGAAAGUGACAGCAAAGACAAAGGGGACUCGGACAGUUUCUUCUCGGCGUUUGGUCUGGGCUCGUCGUCGGUCAGCUCCGGCGAUGUGGCCACCGUGUCCGACCAUUCGGCCAGCUCGCUCUGGGGCUCGUUCGGCGCCUCCCUGCUGAAGGACUCCCAGUCAGGCGAGUCGCCGGUGGUAGAGGGUCAGCCGGCCUCCUCGGCUGGCGCGUCCGGCCCCCACGAUCCCGCCCGCCAGACCAACGGCCUCCGCAGCGUGCUGGUGGUGGCGCCGUCCACCUCCGACUCCGCGCCGCAGCCGCUCUCGCCCGGCACCGCCGGCACGCCCGAGUCGAUCGAGGUGCUGGACGAGGCCGACGUCGGCCUCGAUGGCGGCGAGGCGCCGGCGGAGAGUCUGCACAGCUCCAACUCCAGCUGCCACACGCUGGUCGGCGACUCCGGGGAGCAGGCUGCUACGAGCAGCGACUCAGUAGAACCCGUUGUGACCGGCGGCGACUCACUGGAGCACUUUACCUCCUUCAACGAAUCGGCGGAGACGGUGACGAACGACUCGAUCGGGCCGGCGAGCUGCAGCCUGGGCUCGGAGGAGCCCGGCGGCCGCGGCGUGUCGCCGCACGAGUCGGGUCACACGUCUGCCGACGAGAUCGAGACGGCCACCUCGUCGGACGUCGAGGUGCUGGCCAGCCCGCAGACGGAGGAGGUGCUGGCCGCGCGCGAGGCCAAGAUGGUCGAGCUCAGCCGGCUCAACGUCACCCUGCAGGAGGACAACAGCAACAUGCAGAGGUGGGCGCUGACGCCGGAGGCCCGCCGGCGCUGCGCCGAGCUGGAGGAAGCCCUGCUCGAGCGGGACGCCACUGCCGACGAGCUGCGCGCCGAGGGCGAGAAGCUGAGCAGGGAGCAGCUCAAACUCAACACGGUCAUCAAGCGGCUGCGAGUCAAGGAGCGCGAGCAGGAGGCGGCCUCCAAGAGACACGAGGAGAAGGUGGCCCGCCUCACGUCCGAGGUGGCCGCCCUCGGCGAGCAGGUGGCCUCGCUCACCGAGGCCGACCGCGAGCACGGGCGCGUGGCCGAGCUGGAGCGGCGCAGUCAGGAGCAGGACUCACAGGCGGCCUCGCUGGCCCUCUCGGCCGAGAUCCAGGCUAAGCAGGAGCUGGAGAAAUCGCUAGCCGAGUACAGGAGCGCUGUUACCAGGGAACAUGAUGAGCUGCUGGCGCAGAUCGAGGACCUCCGGCUGAGCGUGCGCCGCGCGGAACGGGAGAACGCCAGCCAGCUCAGCACGCCGCGCACCUCGCCCACGCCCAGCCUGGCGCGCAUCUCCUUCUCCAGCUCUUUCCACGAACUGGCGGCCCGGCAGGCCGGCACCUCGGGUGCCGCCACCGUCGUCGAGUCGCUCUCCGCGCAGCUCAAGCAGAAGGAAGGUGAGCUGAACCAGCUGCGCGCCGAGCGCUCGGACCAGGAUACGAUGUAUGGCGAGAAGGCGGAGGAAAGCGAGGAGCUCAAGCUGGACCUGGCCGACGUCAAGGAGAUGUACAAACAGCAGAUCGACCAGCUGACCAAGCGCUCCUGA
This is a messenger RNA of Pollicipes pollicipes, 1750 nucleotides long. It is a transcript of the gene Tmf, whose product is annotated as TATA element modulatory factor. NCBI's taxonomy places the organism in Eukaryota, Metazoa, Arthropoda, Thecostraca, Pollicipedomorpha, Pollicipedidae. The coding region runs from base 71 to 1750 and encodes 559 amino acids. Gene Ontology annotation, cellular component: Golgi apparatus; endoplasmic reticulum. The record is from RefSeq and is a predicted model, not a curated record. The transcript has 17 exons.